AUUAUUUUGCCCCCACCUCCUCCUAGUCCUUUAUGAGGCAGAGCAGACAGCACAAAGUCUCCAAAGAUCACGAUUAACUGUCUUACUUCUUUAGACGUCAUUUGGCGCCCGAGAUAACAACCCAUUGGCCGCACUCACCGGUCACCGGACCUCUGCAAAUAAACACAUCGCUUUUCUUCCCUCUCGCGCGUAAAUGUAAUUUACUCAAACCCAAGGGGCAUUUACAAUUAUAGUCCUCCAUUGUUGACUCUCUGCGCUCCCAUGUCCUAAAUUCUCUCUGCCUCACUCGCUUCUUCACAUCUCUGAGACAUUGCUCAGAACCCUAGUUAGUAGCUGGGGUUUAUCUUCUCCUCCCAAUUUCAUUUCCGAUCAGAUUGAUUCAAGCGAGCACGUUCAUAUGAAAUCUACCGCGGUUAGGGCUUUCCUGAUCUGUCUAAUUCUCUGUGCCGGCUCGGGCUUCGUUCAUGGCGAGGAGCCAGCGAAAAAUAAGUUCAGGGAACGUGAGGCCAGUGACGAUUCCCUUGGCUAUCCAAACAUAGAUGAGGAUGCAUUGUUGAAUACGCAGUGCCCUGCGAAAUUGGAGCUAAGAUGGCAAACUGAAGUUAGUUCUAGCAUAUAUGCCACGCCCUUGAUCGCCGAUAUUAAUAGUGAUGGAAAGCUUGAGAUUGUGGUUCCUUCUUUUGUUCACUAUCUUGAAGUUCUAGAAGGUUCUGACGGAGACAAACAUCCUGGUUGGCCUGCUUUCCAUCAGUCAACUGUACAUGCCAGUCCUCUCCUCUAUGAUAUUGACAAGGAUGGUGUGAGAGAAAUAACUUUGGCAACCUACAAUGGUGAAGUUCUAUUUUUCAGGGUCUCAGGCUACAUGAUGGUAGAUAAACUUGUAGUACCCCGUAGGAAAGUUAAAAAGAACUGGUAUGGGGGUUUGCAUCCAGAUCCCGUGGAUCGUACUCAUCCAGAUGUUAAUGAUGAUUCUCUUGUCAUGGAGGCUAUGAAAUCAACUCAUCAAACAGAUGGAAGUACACCUAAAUUAAACAACUCUGCUACUAUUUCAACAGAAAGCCAUCCUGAUUUAAACAGUUCAAGUACUGUUUCAAAAGAAAGCCAUCCUGAUUUAAACAGUUCAAGUACUAUUUCAAAAGAAAGCAACCUUAGCAUGGUGAAUGCAUCAAAUCCAGAGAAUAAAUUGGAAACAAAUUCAAGUCAUGUAGAAACAGUUAUCAAGUUGCCUACAAGCACAGACAAUUCUUCUGUGAAAAAUGUGUCAGAGGAGACUGUUAAUGCAGUGAAUGCAACUAGUUCUGGGAGACGACUUUUGGAAGACAAAAAAUCGAGCGAAUCGCUGGAGGUUGGUUCUGAAUCCAAAAAUAAUAGUGAGGAGGAUGUUCCUAUUGCAACUGUAGAAAAUGAUGGACGUCUGGAAGGAGAUGCCGAUUCAUCUUUUGAUUUAUUCCGUAACAGUGAUGAACUGGCCGAUGAGUAUAGUUAUGACUAUGAUGAUUAUGUUGAUGAAUCAAUGUGGGGAGAUGAGGAGUGGACUGAAGAGCAACAUGAGAGGCUGGAGGAUUAUGUCAAUGUUGAUGCCCACAUUCUCUGCACUCCUGUCAUAGCGGACAUUGAUAAUGAUGGAGUAUCAGAAAUGGUUGUUGCUGUAUCUUACUUCUUUGAUCAUGAGUAUUAUGACAACCCGGAGCGUAUGAAGGAAUUAGGUGACAUUGAUAUUGGAAAGUAUGUAGCUGGUUCAAUUGUUGUAUUCAAUCUUGACACAAAGCAAGUAAAGUGGACUGCUGAACUAGAUCUGAGUACAGAGUCUGGGCAGUUCCAUGCUCAUAUAUAUUCUUCUCCAACUGUUGUGGAUUUGGAUGGUGAUGGGAAUCUGGACAUUCUUGUUGGGACUUCCUUUGGCUUGUUUUAUGUCUUGGAUCAUCAUGGCAAGGUAAGGGAAAAAUUUCCUCUUGAAAUGGCUGAAAUUCAAGGAGCUGUUGUUGCUGCUGAUAUCAAUGAUGAUGGAAAAAUUGAACUAGUGACUACUGAUGCUCAUGGAAAUGUUGCUGCAUGGACUCCACAAGGAGUAGAAAUUUGGGAAACGCAUCUUAAGAGUUUAGUUCCCCAGGGUCCCACUAUUGGUGAUGUUGAUGGGGAUGGCCAUACUGAUGUUGUGGUUCCAACCCUAUCAGGGAACAUAUAUGUUCUCAGUGGCAAAGAUGGGUCAGUUGUUCGUCCAUAUCCAUAUAGAACUCAUGGGAGAGUUAUGAAUCAAGUUCUUCUAGUUGAUUUAAGUAAAAAAGGAGAGAAGAAGAAGGGACUCACCCUUGUUACAACUUCAUUUGAUGGAUACUUAUACAUAAUUGAUGGACCAACAUCAUGCACAGAUGUUGUUGAUAUUGGUGAAACUUCAUAUAGCAUGGUCUUGGCAGACAAUGUUGAUGGUGGAGAUGAUCUCGAUCUUAUUGUUUCAACCAUGAAUGGCAAUGUCUUUUGCUUCUCGACUCCCGCUUCACAUCAUCCCCUCAAGGCAUGGAGAUUACCUAAUCAAGGACGAAAUCAUGUUGCCAAUAGGUACAACCGUGAAGGUGUCUUUGUCUCACAUUCAUCAAGAGCCUUCCGUGAUGAAGAGGGCAAGAACUUCUGGGUGGAGAUUGAGAUUAUAGAUGGCUAUAGAUACCCAUCUGGGUUGCAAGCACCAUAUAAUGUCACGACAACCUUGUUAGUGCCCGGUAACUACCAAGGAGAGAGAAGGAUUGUGGUAAACGAGAUCUUCAAUCGUCCUGGAAAAUACCGUAUAAAGCUUCCAACAGUUGGUGUAAGGACAACGGGGACUGUUAUGGUGGAGAUGGUUGACAAGAAUGGACUCUACUUUACAGAUGAUUUCUCCCUCACAUUCCAUAUGUAUUAUUACAGACUGUUGAAGUGGCUGCUCGUCCUACCGAUGAUGGGAAUGUUCGGCGUGCUUGUAAUCCUUCGUCCUCAGGAAGCUGUGCCUUUGCCAUCAUUUUCGCGGAACACUGACUAAAUAUUGGACCUCUAUCAAUACAAGACACAAGCCAAGCUUCACGGAACAUGAUAUGCAUUAUCACCUGAGCAAUCGCAGAAACCAUGGCCGCACUCAAGUGAAUACUUUUUUAAUGGCCAAGCUCAGAUUGAUCUUGGUUGGCCCAAAAUGUAUGUGGCCCACAACGACUGAGUUUUAACUUGGGCAAUACAUGUCGGAACUUGUAACAUAGUCGAAUAUGAGUUAUGGACAAGAAGUUUUUGACUACCAAACUGAAGUUUUACGUUCAUAAUUGUCCAGAGGAUAAUAUAAUGCAAAGCUAUUGGAUAUUUAUUUA
Messenger RNA from Prunus mume (Japanese apricot), 3326 nucleotides. RefSeq names its product defective in exine formation protein (DEX1) (gene DEX1). Lineage: Eukaryota; Viridiplantae; Streptophyta; Magnoliopsida; Rosales; Rosaceae. The record is from RefSeq and is a predicted model, not a curated record. Gene Ontology annotation, molecular function: protein binding.